This is a messenger RNA of Scomber scombrus (Atlantic mackerel), 1753 nucleotides long. RefSeq names its product protein kinase, AMP-activated, gamma 3a non-catalytic subunit (gene prkag3a). The record is from RefSeq and is a predicted model, not a curated record. The transcript is spliced from 12 exons. The coding region runs from base 105 to 1115 and encodes 336 amino acids. Lineage: Eukaryota; Metazoa; Chordata; Actinopteri; Scombriformes; Scombridae.
CCCAACUGCUUCGAAGAAAAGCGCAACGAUCUGAGUGGAGCCAGAGUCACCAGCAGUUUGCGUUUGCUGUUUUGAAAACUUUUUCAUGGCAACACAAGAGAAAUAUGGAGCCUCCCUCACAGGUGUCACUCCGAGGAAAGAAGCAGGAAAUACAGAAACGAGAGGCUGAUGCCGAAAUCUACAUGAAUUUCAUGAAAAGUCACCGCUGUUACGAUGCCAUUCCAACCAGCUGUAAACUGGUUAUAUUUGAUACCACGCUACCAGUUAAAAAGGCCUUUUUUGCACUGGUGGCAAAUGGCUUGAGGGCUGCGCCUCUAUGGGACAGCAAGUUACAGAAAUUUGUGGGUAUGCUGACCAUUACAGACUUCAUCAACAUCCUCCAUUGCUAUUACAAAUCCCCUAUGGUUCAAAUGCAUGAGCUGGAGAACCACAAGAUCGAAACAUGGAGAGGUGAUUCAUUUCAAAAUGUCUACAUACAGUAUUCCAAUCACUUCCUCAUUAGUAUUUCCCCAGAGGCCAGCCUCUUUGAUGCCAUCUAUUCCUUACUCAAAUAUAAGAUCCACAGGCUGCCCGUCAUCGAUCCAGAGUCUGGAAAUGUCUUGCACAUUCUGACCCAUAAAAGGAUCCUCAAAUUCCUUCGUAUAUUUGGGAAAAAAGUUCAGAAGCCGGCGUUCAUGCAGAAGCAGAUCCAGGAGCUUGGAAUUGGGACUUUCAGGAACAUCGCCACAGUUCAGCAAACAGCAACACUUCACGAUGCACUCUCCAUUUUUGUGGAACGGAGGGUGUCUGCACUGCCAGUGGUGAACGAACAAGGCAAAGUGGUGGCACUCUACUCAAGAUUUGAUGUGAUUAAUCUAGCAGCCCAGAAGAAUUACAACAAUCUGGACAUGACUAUGCUGGAGGCCGUUCGCAGGCGCUCAUGUUUUGUUGAGGGUGUGAUCAAGUGCUAUCCCUAUGAAAGCUUGGAAAUCAUCAUAGAUCGUAUAGUCAGUGCUGAGGUCCAUCGGCUGGUCCUGGUGGACAGGGCUGACGUGGUGAAGGGCAUCGUCUCUCUGUCUGACCUGCUGCAGGCCAUGGUAUUAACCCCUGCAGGUAUUGAACUCCUUUUGUCCUAGCACGAGGGACCAGAACAUCCCCCUUCCCUCCUUUAUCCCCUGUGUAGGCUUCAGUCCAGGCAGGUGUACCCAGGCAAGUAGAAUCUGAAGCCUCUCCCGUACCCCAGAAAUCCACAUUCCACCUUGCUGUGUAGUUACCAGCACCUAAAGGCUUUGACCCCACAUGUUAUCUAGUUGUGUGCACAAUAGAAAUCCUGCUGCUUUUACAUUAGUGCCCCUAGUCUUGUGCACGCUUCCUGAAACAAAGGCACAAUUGCAUACAAAUGCACACAACCCCAGCUGCUUGACUGGCGUUCACAAGCAAGGAUUGCCUGAAUUUUUCAAGGAUAAUUGCUGACUCUUGGUAGAUUAAUAACUAAUUUCAUUUAUGUCUUUCAGAAAUUGCGACUUGCGACUGAAAUGAGAGAUCACAAGAGGAAGACAAACUCCCUGGUUGUGCUGUUGUUUACAUUAAAAUGUAUUUUUUGAACUCUGUUGUAUGAUAAUAAUGAACAUAUUGAGCUGACCUUACAGUCUCCUCCAAACUGUCAUGAAUCUCUAAGGUCUCCUGCACAAUGUCCAUCAUGACUGCAUUUGAUCAAAUUGAUCAACAUGUUUAUUCUGUAUUGUAUAUUUCUGUAUUAAACAUUUGUAAUGAA